This is a messenger RNA of Pocillopora meandrina, 3291 nucleotides long. Lineage: Eukaryota; Metazoa; Cnidaria; Anthozoa; Scleractinia; Pocilloporidae. The record is from the annotation of a GenBank genome assembly.
UUUGUCGUUUUUUUUCAACUGAGAAGAAACAGGGUCAAGAUGGACAGCAUAGAGGAAGCCUUAUCAGCUAUCUACAUAGGUUUAACGGUCGCCGAGUUCCUCUGCAAAACUGGUCGAGUGUUGCAAGCCAUCGAGGUGAUCAAGGAAUGUUUGAUUAUAUUACACAGUCAGGUGCUGGCUAUCGAUGGUUCAUUGGCAAACACUAUUUUCAGUGCCAUCUACAUGAAAAUAAUCCUUGCUUACGUUUAUAUAAAGGAUUACACAAGUACAGAAAAAUACCUUGGGAAACUCUUCCUAUACCUAGACUGUAAUGACACCUUUGAAAAAGGAUGGCUACAUUUAUUCCUGGCAGAAAUACUUCGGGUACAAAGUAAGUUCAUGGAGGCCUGGAAAUUUUACGAAUCAGCAGUCAACAUCAUGAAAACGAUAGGAAACACAAAAGGCCAGGCACAAUGUUAUAGAAGCCUCGGAAAAACGUUACAAUCGCUUGGUCAAUAUGACAAGGCCCGAGAAUAUCUGGAGAAAGCACUCGCUAUCGAUACAGGAAUUGGCAACAAGGAUGGAGAAGCAACAAGCUACGGAAACCUAGGAACUUUGUUCCACUCACUCAGUCAAUAUGACAAGGCCCGAGAAUAUCAGGAGAAAGCACUCGCUAUCAGAAUAGAAAUUGGUGACAGGAAUGGAGAAGCAACAAGCUACGGAAACCUAGGAGCUUUGUUCCAAUCACUCGGUCAUUAUGACAAGGCCCGAGAAUAUCAGGAAAAAGCACUCGCUAUCGAAAUAGAAAUUUGUGACAGGAAUGGAGAAGCAACAAGCUACGGAAACCUAGGAACUUUGUUCCACUCACUCAGUCAAUAUGACAAGGCCCGAGAAUAUCAGGAGAAAGCACUCGCUAUCAGAAUAGAAAUUGGUGACAGGAAUGGAGAAGCAACAAGCUACGGAAACCUAGGAACUUUGUUCCAAUCACUCGGUGAUUAUGACAAGGCCCGAGAAUAUCAGGAGAAAGCACUCGCUAUCACAAUAGAAAUUGGCAACAGGGAUGGAGAAGCAACAAGCUAUGGAAACCUAGGAACUUUGUUCCAAUCACUUGGUCAUUAUGACAAGGCCCGAGAAUAUCAAGAGAAAGCACUCGCUAUUGAAAUAGAUAUUGGCAACAGGGAUGGAGAAGCAACAAGCCACGAAAACCUAGGAACUUUGUUCCGAUCACUUGGUAAUUUUGAAAAGGCCCGAGAAUGUCAAGAGAAAGCACUUGCUAUUAAAGUAGAAAUUGGCAACAGGGAUGGAGAAGCAAAAUGCUACGGAAACCUAGGAACUUUGUUCCAAUGCCUUGGCCAGUAUAGCGAAGCUAAAGAGUGUAUGGAGAAAGCACUGCGUAUCCUAAAGAAAAUUGGUGAUAAAAGAGGAGAGGCAAGUAAUUAUGGAAACCUCACAGGUUUGUUUAUCUCGCUCGGCAAGUAUGCAAAGGCUGACGAUUAUCUAAAGAAGGCAAUAGCAGUUAGAGAGGGUAUCGGAGAUAGAAGCGGAGAAGCAGCAGACUACAGACAUCUUGGUAAAAUUUCAUGUAAGCGUGGUGAAUAUGACAAGGCUCAAGAAUAUUACAAGAAAGCCCUUACAAUUCUCAUGGAAAUCGGUGAGAGAGAAGCAGUAGCAGUCAACUAUGACGAUUUAGGAUUGUGUUUUACAUCACUUGGUAAAAAUGACAUAGCCGAAGAGUACUUUAAGCAGGCUCUCCUAUUAAGUAGGGAUAUUGGACAACACUUGCACGAGUUUUACUCUCUUUGUUAUCUAUCGAUGUUGAAGGUGUCACAAUGUCAUCUUGAAGAGGCUUCUUCGUAUCUUUUUCAAGGCAUCCAAAAGUUCGACACUUUGAGAGGUUUUCUUAAAGAAAACGAUCAGUUUCAAAUAUCUCUUUUAGAAGAGCACGGCACCUUUCCCUAUAUGUACUUCAGUCGGCUGCUUUCUUCCACUGGUAAGCCGCAAGACGCCCUUUAUGUCGAAGAGCUGAGAAGGGCAAGAGGCCUGGCCAACCUGAUGGCAGCUCGGUACUCUGUUCAAGAGCAGAUCUCGAGCGAUCCACAAUCUUGGUGUGGCAUUCAAGGAAUCAUCACAAAAGAAGCAGACUGUGCAUGCCUGUACAUUUCGGUUGGUCAAAAUGGUGUACGGUUUUGGAUCAUUAAAGCAACGGGAGCUAUUCAUUUUUCGGAAGAGGAAGUGAGCCUAGACAAAAACAAGGUGACCGGAAUAGUCCCUGAGUUAGAUGAGUAUAUUAAACAAGCCUUCCGCACCCACGCCAUUUUACCCGAACAGAAUUGCGAAGAUCGAUCUUUAGAUGACACCGAAAUGAUGUCACUUCACUACGACAACCGCUCAGUGCUGCGUGACUACGACACCGAAGAUUUCAAAACAAGUCUUGACUUGUGUUACAAGAUUAUCAUCGCUCCUGUGGCCAGUUUACUGAAUAAGCCCGAGAUCAUAAUUGUCCCAGAUUCCUGUGUGUACCAAGUGCCAUUUGCUGCCUUGGCUGACGAAGGAGGCAAGUAUUUAUCAGAGACAUGCAGGAUUCGGCUAGUUCCCUCUCUCACGACUCUCAAGCUUGUUCAAGACAGUCCUCCAGAUUAUCACAGUGAGACCGGGGCACUGAUAGUGGGUGACCCUGUGGUUGGAAAGGUGAUUUACAAGGGAAGGUGCAGAAAUAUGACACCAUUGCCAUGUGCGAGAAAGGAAGCAGAGAUGAUUGGGGGACUUCUUAGCGUAACGCCUUUGAUAGGAGAUUCCGCGACAAAGUAUUCUGUACUCCAAGCGAUAAGUUCAGUGAGCCUGAUACACAUUGCUGCCCAUGGUGAUGCCGAAAGAGGGGAGAUUGCUCUUUCUCCUGAGCACCCUACCCUACUCCCACCUUUCCCUCGAGAAGAAGAUUAUCUUUUGACGAUGGAGGAUAUUUCAAAAACUCGAUUGCGAGCUAAACUAGUGGUGCUUAGUUGUUGUCACAGUGCUCGUGGACAGAUUAGAACCGAGGGAGUAAUUGGACUUGCCCGAGCGUUCUUAGGAUCCGGAGCUCGUUCAGUGUUGGCGGCUAGAUGGGCCCUGGUUGACACAGCCACAGAGCAGUUCAUGACUUGUUUCUACAAACAUUUGUUCCGCGGUGAAAGCGCCAGUGAAUCUCUCCACAAGGCCAGGAAUUGGAUGAGAAAUAACGGCUUUGACAAAGUUUCUCAAUGGGCGCCAUUUAUGAUCAUGGGCGACAACGUGACAUUUGAUUUUGGAAAUUGGCCGGUGCCUAGCGCACCUUAA